AUGUAAUACCAAUAAUACAGCAUGGCUGAAACUAUUAGGCAUAGAGACUCUGUAUUUAAUGAUGGACAAAGUCUUUGGUGUUAUAAUUUGUAGAAUCUUUUUAAGUAAAAAAACUCAAGAACAUUUUUUGUAAAAACAUAAAAUAAAUCAAAAACCAAAAAUUUGACUUUAGGAGAAUCUCAUAUUUAAUAUUCUAAGCAAGUAUUAAUUAAAAACAAUAAUAGAAAUAUAUCAGUCUAGUGAAUUCCUUUCUGAAAAUUUUAUUUAAGUAAAAUGAGAUGAUUGGAUUUGUUUUGGAAAAGAAUGAUUAAACAAUAGAAAUAUAUGGAGAUACUUAAGAAUGGAUAGAUUCCUUUAAAAAUUUAACAAUAUAAUUAGAUUUUACUUCUUCAUAUAAGAUUGUUAAGAAAAUUGGUCAAGGAAUAGCAGCAUAAGUUUAUUAAGCUACAAAUAAAACAAAUAAACUAAAUUUUGCAGCCAAGAUCUUUGAAAAGAAGAGAAUUCUGUUAGAAGAAACAGAAAUUAUAGCUAUUAAUAAAGAAUUGCAUUAUUUAAGAUUAUUAUAACAUNGUGAUUUUGUGUUAAUUUUGUCAUUAUUUAAUUGGAUUUCAGAGAUUUUUCAUAUGCUAAUACACGAUAUAUAUAUUAUUUCUUAAAUUAUUUAAAAUACUAUUAAACAAUAUUUUACUUGA
Messenger RNA from Paramecium primaurelia, 692 nucleotides. The record is from the annotation of a GenBank genome assembly. NCBI's taxonomy places the organism in Eukaryota, Ciliophora, Oligohymenophorea, Peniculida, Parameciidae.